Pararge aegeria (speckled wood butterfly) is the source of this 706-nucleotide messenger RNA. RefSeq names its product protein THEM6-like. NCBI's taxonomy places the organism in Eukaryota, Metazoa, Arthropoda, Insecta, Lepidoptera, Nymphalidae. The transcript is spliced from 3 exons. The coding region runs from base 39 to 632 and encodes 197 amino acids. The record is from RefSeq and is a predicted model, not a curated record.
ACACGCGCUAGUAGAAUACAAUAGAAAAGUUUACAAAAAUGUUGUACAUAAUAUGUUUGAUAGUGGUGAGUUUGGUGUUGUUUUUAUACAUCUUCUGGGAUGUUAAUUACUUUCUUCGUAUGACUCUCAUUAUUUUUAUUGGGAGGUUCCAAAAGAAAAGCGAGAUCAAGGACGCAACAUGCAUUUACGGCUUUUGUACAACUCAAGAUGUUGACUUCUACUUUACUCAUAUGAACAAUGCUCGUUAUGUUCGGGAACUAGACUUUGCAAGGGUCCAUUUCUAUGAUAGAAUAGGCAUUUAUCCUAAUAUGAAAGCAGUCAAAGGUCAUGUACUCCAAGGUGCGACCAGUAUUCGAUAUAGACGACCCAUACCCAUAUUCAGCGCAUACAAAAUAGAAACUAAGUUGGCAUAUUGGGAUGACAAAUCGCUUUUUAUUGAACAAAAGUUUAUUACAUUUGAUGGCUUUGUAAGAGCAAUAGUGUGGUCACGGCAGAAUCUCGUCAACAUGGAUACGGAUGCUCUCUUCAGAAACAUACCUGGAGCGGAAGUAAGGCCUGAAUGCCCCGAUGAAAUCAAGCACUGGAUCCAGGCCAUUGAAGUAUCCAGUGCGAGACUUAAAAAUAAAAAUUGAUAUUAACAUUUGUAUCAAUAGAUUUUUGUUGAUUUGUCAGUGGAUUCGAUUAUUGCGUUACCUACGCGCUUAUU